CUUGGCGUGACUUUGUAGAUUGUAAGUGGUAAAAUCUUUUAAAUUUUGCAACCUGUUUGUAAAUUUCUUGGUCCAGGGGGAGCAGUUGACAUUUGUGAAGUUGCUUUAGGAAAUCAUGUCUACCGAAAUUAACGACAGACGCGAGAAAAGGUUCUUCCUCUCUUUUCAUCUCCACGGCGCAGACGGGCAGAUCCAAAGAGACAUUUACCUUCAUCUCCGUCAAGCAGCAGAUAUUCUACUGCAUUUCCUGGAAAGGAUCUUACACUUCCUUGGGCAACUGUAUUGGAGAGGUGAACCAUGGCAUACGCAUCUCAUAUUAUCAAUCACUCGAAGAAGCUACAAACUGUUUCCCACUUGCUUCGCCGUGAACAUGCAGUAUUGAUUCGCUGGUUCUCCAAUGAUGCCAAUUCAACUUUUGCUAAAAGAGAAGAUAUUAUGAAGAUACCUUGCAAUGAUUAUGUACCUGCAGAGAGGGUUUCCAGAUCUACCACUAACGGUACUACUUCAUCAUCAUGUAUGUUGAAGAAGAGUCUACCAACAAUGACAAAACUGAGAAAUCCAGUGGCUGGAUCGUCAUUCACCAGAGAGCUUUCAAGUUCACUAUUAUCAAGGAGAGAAUUUUCAUCUGGUUCAGAUCUUCCUCCACACCAAGAGAUUGGAAUGCCUUCCCUCUCACCAACAAUGACAGAGGGUAAUAUAGCAAGGUGGUUGAAGAAAGAAGGUGAUAAAGUUUCUCCCGGUGAAGUACUCUGUGAAGUUGAAACUGAUAAAGCUACUGUUGAGAUGGAAUGCAUGGAAGAAGGUUAUCUUGCCAGAAUAAUUAAGGGGGAUGGAUCCAAAGAGAUCAAAGUUGGUGAGGUAAUUGCUAUUACAGUUGAAGAAGAGGAGGACAUUGCAAAGUUUAAAGAUUACAGUCCUGCAUCUAAUGCUGGUUCUGCCGCAGAAAAAGGGCCAUCAACUCCCACUCCAGCCAAGCAGGAGGUAGUGGAGGAACCAGUCAGUGCAUCAGAGCCAAAGGUUUCCAAGCCCAGCACAGCUCCUGCUGAAGAUCGUAUUUUUGCUAGUCCUCUUGCCAGAAAGAUAGCUGAAGAGCAAAAUAUACUUCUUUCAAGCAUCAAAGGAACAGGUCCUGAUGGACGCAUUGUUAAAGCUGAUGUUGAAGAUUACUUAGCUUCCAGCAAGAAAGGCGUUUCAGCGACAACUCCCAAAGCUAAAGAUAUGAAAGCUCCGGUUUUGGAUUACAUAGACACCCCGCCUUCUCAAAUAAGAAAGGUUAUAGCUUCCCGUUUAUCACUCUCGAAGCAAACUAUCCCCCAUUAUUAUCUUACAGUAGAUAUAUGUGUUGACAAGCUUAUGCAUCUAAGGAGCCAACUGAACUCAAUACAAGAAGCUUCUGGUGGCAAGCGCGUGUCAGUAAAUGAUCUUGUAAUUAAGGCUGCAGCUUUGGCUCUUCGAAAAGUUCCUCAAUGUAAUAGGUCAUGGACAGAUGACUAUAUCCGCCAGUAUAAAAAUGUGAAUAUCAAUGUAGCAGUGCAGACAGAUUAUGGACUCUUUGUCCCCGUUGUCAAGGAUGCAGACAAGAAGGGUUUGUCCAAAAUUGCAGAAGAGGUCAGGUACUUGGCCCAAAAAGCAAAGGAGAACAGCUUAAAACCAGAAGAUUUUGAGGGUGGCACGUUUACAGUGUCCAACUUGGGAGGUCCUUUUGGUAUCAAACAAUUUUGUGCUGUCAUUAAUCCUCCUCAGGCAGCAAUUCUUGCAGUUGGAACUUCUGAGAAGAGGGUUGUCCCUGGCACUGGUUCUGAACAGUUCAAAUUUGCUUCCUUCAUGUCUGUAACACUAAGCUGUGAUCAUCGUGUAAUAGAUGGUGCAGUUGGUGCGGAAUGGCUGAAAGCAUUUAAAGGUUACAUAGAAAAUCCAGAGUCCAUGUUGCUCUAAACUAGUUGGUUUGCUUUCCCAUUCCUUUCUUCAGAUAUUUUUCCUUUUUGUCCUCUAUUUCCAUGAAGAAUGUUGAACUCAUCCUGAACUGCCUGCCGUUUACCAUUCACUUUACUGUUUUUUUCCACCCUGUAAUAAUUAAUUUUCUCCGCAUCUUCUGACCAAAUAGAAGUUCAAAGUUUUGGAAUAAAAGAACAGGGGUCGAGGCAGUAAAUUACAUACUGGGAUUUCGCUCAUGCAGAGUGUAAUGACCCCCGUGAUGUCGAAAUAUUUAGCUAUCAAUAACAACGUAGAAUAAUAUUCUACAAAUUUCUUGAUCAUGAUAUGUUUCUUGUUUAGACAAAGAUGAAAUGAAGAUCAAACUUCAGAUA
Molecule: messenger RNA, 2306 nt
Organism: Carica papaya (papaya)
Lineage: Eukaryota; Viridiplantae; Streptophyta; Magnoliopsida; Brassicales; Caricaceae
Product: dihydrolipoyllysine-residue acetyltransferase component 2 of pyruvate dehydrogenase complex, mitochondrial-like
Biological process (GO): pyruvate decarboxylation to acetyl-CoA
Cellular component (GO): pyruvate dehydrogenase complex
Molecular function (GO): dihydrolipoyllysine-residue acetyltransferase activity
Source: RefSeq, a predicted model, not a curated record